AUUGAAUUCAUAUGGUAACUAACCCGCUGCUAAAUUCACAGACAGCUCUGUUUGCCAAUAAUGGAAGAAUAAGGGUGGUUUAUAACUAACCCAUGGGACACUUCAGUGAUGACUGGUUACUCAACUCUGUGAGAAUUCCGCGGAUGUAAGAGCAACAGACAUCAUCCCACCCACACAAAUCAACAUGACCUCCCAGCAGGCCAACCCUUUGACGGCAUUCAAGAGCCCCGCUGACCUCAGUCCGGACUACUUCUCCUGGGUCCUUCGCCUCCAGAUCAUCAGCCUGGGCUUUGCCUUCUACACUGCCAUUUUCCUCCUCUCCCACCUGGUGUCCACAGCCCUCUCCCAGACCUACCACUCUCUGCUGGCCAAGGAGAAGGUGUUCUGGAACCUGGCGGUCACACGGGCUGUAUUCGGCCUCCAGAGCACGGUGGCAGGCUUACGAGCGCUAACCGAAGACUCGGCCUUGUCAAGGGACAGGAUAAGAGGUCAGGAGCACUGGUCGUGGUUCACCGUGCUCACCGCCACGGGCUUCUUCCUGUUUGAGAAUGUGGCGCUGCAUCUCUCCAGUGUGGUGUUCAGGUCCUUCGACCUCGCUCUGGCUACCCACCAUUUCUUUGCCCUGUCGGGAUUCACUGGGGCCGUGGUCUGGGACUCACUAGGGCAUUACCUGCCCAUGGUCACUCUGCUGCUGGAGAUGAGCACGCCUUUCACCUGCAUCUCUUGGAUGUUACUAAAGGCGGGCUGGGCGAGGACCCUCUUCUGGAAGGCCAACCAAUGGGUGAUGGUCCACAUGUUCCACUGCCGCAUGGUGCUUACCUACUACAUGUGGUGGGUGAGCUGUAGCCACUGGGGGGAGAUGAACAUGUACGUGGCUCUGCCCCAGCGAGUCCUCUUCUACACUGGCCUGGCCCUGCUCACAGUGCUCAUCAACCCAAUCUGGACACACAAGAAGACCAUGCAGCUCCUCAACCCUGUCGACUGGAACUUCAGCAACAAGCCAUUGCCCAACGGCCCCAGUGGGGAACGGGAAGAGAAACCUCAUGAGAGCUAAACGGAACCAAGGACUGUGAACCUGUUUUGUACAGUUAUGUUUCUUUUACUAUGUUUGUAAAGGAGAGGAAGUGUGAUUCAAAGCGAAAAAUAGUCUAACUCUGGCUUUUAAGUUUGUAACGGAAAGGAAAGGCCAUUUUAAAUACUAUUUUCUUACUAACUCUGGCUUUUAGUGUUUGAAGUAUUUUGAGGAUUUCAAGUUUAUCUGAACUACUGUGUUUUUAAGGUUCUCAGUAUAGGUCUGUUGUCUCUACAAGACGUGGGUGAAAGGGCCUUUGACGACAAGAAAUGUCAUAGGUGAACUUAAUUUUAUAGUAGAAAAGUGUUGGCCUGACCCGUAUGCCGUUGGUUAUUCGCAGUUUUUGAUAGUGUUGCUUUAUUGAGUGGGAGUGCAGAUGAACAGAGAGAAAGGCAUAUUAUUGUUCUGUCUACUCAGUUCAGCUUCCAGCAGAAAGCUGUGAAUGUGCUAGUUAACCUCUCUGGAAUGGGGUGUUGGCUUGUUUGAAGUGCACUUACAGGUAAAGUGUGUGGUCACUCAAACACUAUGUGCUGAGCACAGACCAGUCCAUGAGGCAGCAGAUUUACUCGCUGAGAACAAACUCAGUGACAGACUGAGAUUGGAGACGGUCACGAUUUGGCAGAUGAGGAAAGUCUUACAGCUUUCGAACGUCAUUGGAAGGCAAGCAACUUCUUUCUGUAUCGUAAAAAAGUAUUUCUGAUUUGCUUCAGAGUAGACUGUAAUGUGUGCUGGUAGUGUUGUGUGCUCUAGUUUAAUCUUUAUCAAUUAAUUUAAUCUUGAGAAAAUGGUUCCUGUAUUCUGUGGAUGUCUGAGUCGUAUCUUUGAUAGUGGGGUUGACUUAAUAGUAUAGACUCCGUGUAGACUCUCUAAACGUGUGACAGUGGAUGCUAAGAGAGCUGUGAGAAGCAGUGCUGUUUUCAGGGGGGGUCACCAAAGGGAGUGGAUAGACUAACAAGCACCACGGUGCAGGCCAAAUGGAUGGUGAUGUCUUCCUUUUGUUACUUAUCAACUCUCUCUACUGCUGAUCUGUCGGAAAAUGAAGUUGGGGGUUCAUUCUUUGAGUAAUCUCUCCUUUGUUUGCUAUCUCCUAGACCUUCUAUAAACCUGCAAAUUAGUUAAGUUGACAAUUUAAAUCCAGUUCAUUCAAGAUUCACGUGAGAUGGAGUGUGUGAGUUUGAACCCUUAACCUGGUUGUUUGUGGACAGAUGCAUUUCAGUCCUGUAGUCUAGCAUGGAGCUUUUGGAAACUACUCACCCACAUUGAACUACAUCCAGACUGCCAUACUGUACUUCAUAAAUCCUCUCUUGACUUGAGAGGUGUGGAAAAUAGAAUAAGAAUAUAUCAACGGUACAAACAACUUAUGACACCAAGGCAUUACACCGGUGCGCAUCACGGUGAUGUCAUUAUAAAUAUCGAAUAGCUCCCCAUGUGUUUAUGCUAGACUUACCAUUUCUUGUAGUGGCUGCAGCUCAAUCCCCUCUUUCUUCCUAUUUAUAAAGCUUGCGCCUAUUCCAUAAUAUGGGGUUUGUGAAAGGGCUAUAUUUCUACACAGGAUCCAGACAAGAAAAUAAUUACGAAAUCAUCUGUUAAAAACCAAACUGUUUGAGCUACAAACUAAAUGGAAAGAUGAGACUUUCAUGAACACGACGGUGUCCAAUGUUUUGCUCUUUGACACACGCUUCAGGAGAGUCGUCUGAAGGUAACCCUUGGACCGGCCUGUAAAAAUGGCCCAACGUGCUUUGGGUUCAAAUUUUCACUAAUAAAGUGAACAAACAUGGGUCAAAUUUAUGUCUCUCAGAUAUAGGAAAAAUACCUAAAAACCUUAGUCCUUUUGACUGUGUUUUGUGAUGUACAAAUCUGUUAUUCAAUGUGUUUUUUUAUGGGCUAUAGCAGUGAAGGCCAAAUUCAAUGUUUUAAUUAAAUAAUUUAUAUAUACAGUAUUUAUACCUACAGGGGUCCUAAAAUUCUAAAUCAAAUGGUUAAAUUAUACAUUUUAUGGUCAUCUUUUAAAACAAUUUCAUAUGUUAGCUUAGUAGAUAUUGCGAUCUAAGGGCUCAGACCCACACUGGUUAAACACGCUUUCAUUCUCAUCUAGAUGCUCUUCGGGAAAUGGUUAGGUUCAAUCUGCUUUGCAUCAUAGGUUCAUGUUAUGUCUUCUGUUCAAAUGGAUUUCAUUAGACAUAUAUCCUAGAACUCUGCUGGUGUUGGUUAGAAAGGAUAGGGUAUUACAAGUAAUUCACAUGGGAAAACCUCAACAUUCAUUACAGUAUUUUCAUAGUCUUAGGUAAUGAGUUUGUAGUUUAUUUUUUGGGGUUAAGAGUGGUUAGAGAUGAAAAGGGGGAACAAGCAUCAUCUCUUGUUUAGCUUGCUUUUAUUUUUUUAUUACAAUAGAUUAUUGAAUUCAAAUAGAUGCACGACUGAAGGCCUUCAUAGUCAUAAUUAACCUAAACUUUACUAUAUUUUUUGAAUUCAGGUUUUAUUAUUAAGCUUAUGAAGUAAGUCUUGUUGUUUGGUCGACAUGUUUGCCUGGCAUUCAGAAUAUAGCAAUACAACAAAGAAAAUGUACACAGUAGCUUUGUUUUAAUUGGUUGAUGCCAGCUUUAACCAAAUACAAUGGAGUUAUUUCUGGGUUCUCUACUUGAUUAUUUGUAUUUCCAGUGGGAUUUUUGUCAUUCUUUAAGCGUUUUCUACUACGAUGCAGUCUAAUUAGUUCUGAGCUCGUAUAUUAACAGUGUUGGAUUUGCCAUUAAUUUCUACUAUUGUCUGUCAGUAUGAAGUUGUGUGAUGGAUGCUCACACAUUGACAGUCAUUUUCUGACUACCACUCAAAUCUGUUCACUUUAACAUGAGCUGUCAAUAAAACCUUCAACAUA
Messenger RNA from Salvelinus namaycush (lake trout), 3944 nucleotides. Its product is annotated as protein CLN8-like. The transcript has 3 exons. Gene Ontology annotation, biological process: lipid homeostasis. NCBI's taxonomy places the organism in Eukaryota, Metazoa, Chordata, Actinopteri, Salmoniformes, Salmonidae. The coding region runs from base 185 to 1054 and encodes 289 amino acids. Gene Ontology annotation, cellular component: membrane; endoplasmic reticulum. The record is from RefSeq and is a predicted model, not a curated record.